GCAACAUGGCCGACCUGGGGAAGAAGUACUGCGUUAACUGCCUUGCAGAUGUUACAAACCUGCGGCUUCGCUGCACCGACUGUCCCGAUAUCGAGCUGUGCCCGGAGUGCUUCUCGGCGGGCGCAGAAAUCGGUAAUCACCGGAGAUGGCACGGCUACCAGCAGGUCGACGGCGGUCGGUUCUCUCUCUGGGGUCCCGAGGCAGAGGGAGGAUGGACCAGCAGGGAAGAGCAGUCGCUACUCGAUGCUAUCGAGCAGUUUGGAUUUGGAAACUGGGAGGACAUGGCCACCCAUGUUGGAGCAUCCCGUACUCCUCAGGAAGUCAUGGAACACUAUGUCACCAUGUACAUCCAUGGAAACCUGGGUAAGGCUUGCAUACCUGACAGUAUUCCCAACCGAGUAACUGACCACACCUGCCCGAGUGGAGGUCCCCUGUCGCCCAGCCUCACCACCCCUCUCCCCCCGCUGGAUAUCAGCCUGGCUGAGCAGCAGCAGCUGGGCUACAUGCCUCUACGUGACGACUAUGAGAUUGAAUAUGACCAGGACGCAGAGAAGCUCAUUAGUGGGCUGUCUGUGAACUACGACGAUGAGGAUGUGGAAAUUGAGAUGAAACGUGCCCACGUGGACAUGUAUGUGCGGAAGCUCAGAGAACGCCAGCGACGUAAGAACAUCGCCCGAGACUACAACCUGGUGCCUGUGUUCCUGGGCCGAGACAAGAAAGACAAGGAAAAGGAGAAACCAGGAGCUCUGGGAGUCCUAGGUGCUGCUGGUAGUGUGGGCGGGGCAGGAGCUGGCGGUGGUGCAAUUGGAUCAGGUUCUACAACAGCAGCAGGAUCAGGUUCUGUUCCUAGUACACCCAAAAGAAAGAUCACCAAGGAGGAGAAGGAGCAGCGGGUCAGGCUGCGGGGGCUCUGCCAGUUCAUGGCCCAUCGGGAGUUUGAAGACUUCUUUGAGAACAUGCAUAAAGAGCGUGUGCUGAGAGCCAAGGUGCGUGAGCUGCAGCGCUACCGACGCAAUGGCAUCACCCGCCUGGAAGAGUCGGCUGAGUAUGAAGCAGCGCGCCACAAACGGGAGAAACGCAAGGAGAACAAAAGCGUGGUCACCUCCAAACGGGGCAGUGGAGGGGGGGGUGGACUCGGCUCGGGGAUGGGACUCGGGGGUGGAGCUGGAGGGGGAGGAGGCAUUGCUGGAGGGUUGGGAGUUGGAGGUGGGAUCAAAGAAGAGGGUAAAGAUGGGGAGUUUGCUGCCAUUGAGAAUCUGACAGGCUUUGAACUGCUGUCAGACAGGGAGAAGGUGCUGUGUAACUCUCUGAACCUAAGCCCAGCACGCUACCUGACUGUCAAAACCAUCAUCAUCAAAGAUCACUUGCAGAAAAGGCAAGGCAUCCCGGCUAAGAGCCGACUGCCCAGCUACCUGGACAAAGUCCUCAAGAAGCGCAUACUCACCUUCCUCACAGAAAGUGGCUGGAUAUCCCGAGACGCCUCUUAGCAAUCCAUCUUUUGUCAGGAGGCAAUACGUUGAUGAUCUCUGAUAGCGGAUUUGCUACAAGCUCUGGGGACAAAACUACUGGCUGUCACCAUUUUUUCAAAGGUGACCCCUGUGAAUAUGUGCAUUGCAAAGGAAGAGGAUGCCCCGCUGGGAAAAAGUAUAUUUUCAUACCAGGGCUAGGAACAAAAAUUAAGCAUAUAUUUUUGCAUUUGGAAAGGGACUGGGGUGGAAUACAUGUCUGUGGGUUCACAGUACUUUCUGUCUGUAUUGUUACACAUGGCGAUAACUCCAGUGCUAACAAGUGUUAGGUAGUUGCAAAGAUAUUUUAGUGUUAUUGUAACAGGUCCAAUGAAGAUGUCUAUGGAGAGAUAGUAUACCCCAACAUCACAUUUACUGGAAAUAGAAUGUUUGACAGCUACUAAUUAUGAGUGAUCAGAAUGAUCAGUAUCUCUCAGAUCUCACCUUACCUACUUUGUUAGGUUCCAUCAGUUAAAACUGCAGCAGGAAGUAGCUAUUUGAAUUUUCUAACAUUUAAAGAAGGAUCUCAAUUUCAUAGAAAUUGUCAUGCAACUUAAGUAAACUCAACUCUCAGACCCAUUUCUGUCCUCUUAACUGGCUACAAGCGAGGGAAAAGAAAAGGCAGCAUUGUCAAGGUUUCUCUUGACUGAGUGCUUGCUGCUGCCUGGAAGGCAAUUUGUAUCAGACUCCAACUGAUGGAUUAACAUGGAGCUAGAUUGAUAAAUUGGCUGCUGUGAUAAAUCGGCCAGUAUCAGCUUAGCACAGAUAUAUCAGGUCAUAUAUGGGGUCGUAUGUUGGCCAAUAACGAGAAAUGCCAAAGAUAUGUUAAGAGAUAGUGUAGACACAGUCUGUCCACUAGAGGGCACUGACAAGUUCAUUUUCAAAUGCAAAACUUCUCACAAGUCUCAAAAAUCUAACUGAUCCUGAUCAAAAAUAUUCAUUCAAAUGAUGUACUAUUUUAUGUUAGAAAAAAAAGAUCCUCUGCUGAUUUCUCUAUAAUAUUAGUAUAAUAUAUAUAUUAGUAUAAUAUGCAGGGUCUUCCUAAAAUAGCACCACAAAAAGUGUUCAAUUGGAUCCCAUUACUCAUGAUAAGACGCUGAUUGAGAAAAUAUGAAACUGGGGCCUUAAGUAAUCCAUAUCAGCCUCUUAAGUCCUUUAUUUAAGCCUUUUAGUUUCACCUGAAAGUUUUUGGAGCUCCACCUGGUGAAUUUGGCCCAAAAACUUGACUUUUACAUAAACAUCAAGUGCAGCUUAGCACAGCAUUAAAUGUUCUACUGUCCACUGGGUACGAUACAGGUAAAGAAGCUCAUUGUUAAUGAAGGGCAUUAACCAAUGAUACUCAGAUGCUUAAGCACAAUUCCAAGAUGAUUGUUACCACGUGUGUAUGCAUGGCGGCUUAUAUGACACUUCUUGCACACUUAAAAAGCAGUAUACCUCCUCAAUGUAUGCAUUUGAGUUUCCACAGUCUUCAAACUUAACGUCAGCCAUGUGUUCGACCACUUUACAUGCACUCAGCUUUGCAAAUGGUCUGUCAGACCUGUUACCUGCCCUUCUCUUUGGAAGCCUGCUGUUAGUCUUUCAAAGGUAACUUGGUCUUGAAGGCAGAAUUUCCUGCUUUUCUGUGCUUUUUUGCAAAGCAGAGCUGAGUGGUGCUCAUUCUGCUAUUUAAAUUUAAAUGACGUUAUUGAAUCCGCUGUUAUUUCACAGCCGGAGCAAGGGUGUUAAAAUUCAAGAGAAGAGAGUGUGGAUAUUACCUGAGCUGGAGUAUGUGCUAGAUUCAUAUUCCUUUCUUCUUUACUGUCUGGGGGAAAAUAGGCUGUUUUUGGAGGAAAUGAAAGUCGUGAGUGGCAUUAGUUUUGUAGUGUUAGGCUUUACUUUAAGUGUAGCUUUGCCUUUGUUUGUGGUUGCGGAAGAGGACUGUGGAGGGUUUUAAUGUUCUUCUCUGAUCAUAAAUCAGUCGUAUUUCAGCAGUGUGGUGCUCCAAACCAUGUACCAUUUUAGUCAAACAUUACAGCUAUCUUCAGCUGAGGUUCUUUAUUUAUCUUAAUGCUAGCAAAUCCCAUGAAAACACCCAUACCAACAAUGAAUGUAUCCCACUAACAAGUACUGUUUGUGUAUCCAAAGCCCGAUCUAUCUAAUUCCUAUUAAAAACUUAAUAGCAUAAACACUUGGUAGAACACCAAAUGUGUAUUAAUCCACCACUGAAAAUAGUCCCAAACAAAUGCAUUUCCUCCUGUUUGAAUAACAUUUGCAAAAACUACAUUGCCAAUUGUUUUUUGGAAAUCCUUUUUAAAAAGUAGAGUAUAUAUAUUCAUGACUCAUUCUUCCUGAAGAUUUAUGUCUCCCAUUGGAACUAGAGGGCUUGGGUGUGCUUGAGUGUCACAGACAGGGUAGAAAAGUUUAAAAAGUAUUAAGGGAUGGACUCACUUUUUGUUUCUGGAGAUUUGUGGACAUCAAGAAAAAUAUUCUCUUUUUUAUCUUUCACUGAUGAGAACCUCUUCAUCUCUGUUUUGUUGCUUGACUUUGGGCUUUAGUGGCACAUGAUUUGGAGAGCCACAGAAGUGUGUGAAAAAUUGAUCAAUUGAGGGGGAAAAAAAUAAUUGUUCUAAAUUCAUAGUGGGUCAGCUCCAGCACGUAGUUUAGUUUAGACUUUUGUAGCUGCGUAUUAACCCAUUGCUAACACGCUGUGAUUGGAGUGAGAUGUAUUAUGAGCUGUUGUGAGUUUAUUGAAGAUGCUGAGGGAGCAACAGGCCACUCGUUUUAUGUUGAAGCUAAGGGGGAAGAGUGAGGAUUGUGCUGUUGUUAAAAUAAGAAAUAAAAAGCAUUUUCCAGAUGAGAGGUCAGCUCACAGGGCCAAAAUUCCACCUCACCUGAAUGUUUUAGAAAGGUGAUGCUAAUUUCCAGCCUAAAAACCAAACAGCAAUGACAUAGAACAGUUAACUGAAGCUAUUUGAUGGUUCUCCUUUUUUUAAAAAAAUGUCCUUUUUUUCCAGAUUUUGACAGUGGUGUCGUUCGGCAUGUGCAACCAAAUUUUCCAAAGUGUUGUGUUUCGGUGUACAUGUCUCAAAGGAAAAUAUGACAGUUAACAUUUUUUUUUUCCUAGUGGGGGAAUUUAUUUUGUAAGGAUGUAAAUAAUUUUGUAAGAUAAAUUGGAAAAAGAAAGUAUAAUUACUGACCUGUGAAAUGUACAGUAUUUUGUGUCAUGGAAAUUUUUAUAGUUUUUGUAAUAAAAAAAACAACAGAUUUUUGGAUUACAGAGAAUCACUUUCUGAACCUUUGGUUAUAGUGAUGGCAUGCUUUUGAGCUGUCUUUAAUCUUGUUUCCAGUUUUGCUGUCCCGUUACUUUGUUGUUGCGAUAUGACAAGGUAUGUAUGGAGAUGUAUUAAAAGUGCAUACUUUAUAA
Lates calcarifer (barramundi perch) is the source of this 4908-nucleotide messenger RNA. It is a transcript of the gene tada2b, whose product is annotated as transcriptional adaptor 2B. The transcript is spliced from 2 exons. Gene Ontology annotation, molecular function: chromatin binding; transcription coactivator activity; zinc ion binding. Gene Ontology annotation, cellular component: SAGA-type complex; nucleus. Lineage: Eukaryota; Metazoa; Chordata; Actinopteri; Centropomidae. The coding region runs from base 6 to 1487 and encodes 493 amino acids. The record is from RefSeq and is a predicted model, not a curated record. Gene Ontology annotation, biological process: regulation of transcription by RNA polymerase II; chromatin remodeling.